GCAAAGUCGAAUCCGUAUAAUACUCUCAUCAUUACAGUUGCCUUAUUGUGAGGCGUCACGCAGCCUCGAGGCGUCUAAUCACCGCUGCGUCGUUACCAUAGCAACGGUUAGGCAUGUGAGAGACGAAAUUACGUCGACGUAUCCCUCUAAUAAAUCAGCUUUUACAUUUUAUCGUCGAGCGAGAGCUUUUUCCCAUCUUACUCAGCUUAUUUUUUUGCUGUAUGUUGUGUGAAAACUUACACGCUGCCUUAUCAGAUAUCUUAGACAAAUCACAAAGCGGUUAGAACGUUUUUUCCCUACCCUCCCGUCACGCAAAUUUUUGGGAUGCGCCAGGUGGCAGUUCAAAUCGAACUUCUGCUCCCUUAUCAACAGCCAGGUGGCGCCAAUCAGAAAUGAUGGUAUCAUCUGCGUUCUUGUUUAUCUAACCGUACUCUACGUAGUUGGUUUAGCUUUAAAAAUUCGAAAGAUUUAUUAAAGGAGUACAUAAUUUAAAAAACCAUACUGUUUGUUUACAAAACAUGCAAAGCAUUUCUUUUCCGCUACAUAGAUUAUUAGGUUUAUUUUACGUGAUAGAAUUCCUGCACGGUUUUACUUGGAACGUCUACGUUCUAAUCAAUAAGCAAAAGAACACAGACUUGGUUUUAAGAUGCAAAGACGAAAAAGAAAUAAUGCGACAUUUUGAUUCCAUAUGUGAUUACUUAAACUGCAAUCUGGUUGCUGUUCGAUACGCAAAAGGGUUUUGCUUUAGAACAACAAAUACGGAGCGGACAAAGGAAAUAAACGAAGGAACCCGGUUCCGUUUAACGCUUUCUACAAAAUCUAAAAGCAUUCCUUUAGACCUACGAAAGAAGUUAUACAAACGAAUUAAGGCUUUUAUUAAAGACUCUGUGAAAAAUAGCGUCCCUCUAGUGGUUCUAAUUAGAAGAGGAUCAUACCAAUUACCUAUCCUCUUUAGACAUAUAAGACGUGAUCUAAGGCAUAAGUAUUUUAUAAAUUGCCCACCCGGAUUUGUUCAAUCAAAUUUCAAUUGCGUACCUUGUAAGGUCGGUGAGCAUUCUAUAAAUGGUAUCACGUGCGUCGAGUGCCUCUCAGGCGAGUAUCAACCGUUAAAAGGGUCGGCGAUAUGUCUGAAAUGCACAAGAGAGACGUACUCGAGUAUCAAAGGGCAAAAGUAUUGUAAACCCUGUGAACCUGGUUAUUAUCAGGAUCAUGUCCAAGAGAUGGAAUGUAAGCUCUGUCCUAUCAAUCAGACGUCGGUCAAAGGUUUCGAAGGAAAUAAGGAUUGUGCUAAUGCCUGCCCAGUAGGAGGGGAAAAGAGCGGCCUGACUUGCUCUGCUUGCCCUCCGGGCAAGUAUAAAAGUGAGAGUGGAACGGGAAAAUGUCAGGAUUGCCCAAAAGGGACUUACAGCCAUCGGUUUGCCUCUGUUGAAUGUCGUAAGUGUACAGGACGCCACUUUCAAAAUAUUGUCGGACAGACUUCUUGUUUAAAUUGUCCUAUUGGAACGACAUCUAGUGGAGAUGGUACAGCCUGUUUGAUGACUCCCUCACUUAUAAGGAGGCGUUCAGACUCCCCUAUAUUUCUUUUUAAAAUUACUUUUCGUUUACGGGUUCGCAAAGGGUACACAUGCUUGAAUAAAAUAUCCUCUUUUGAUAUAUUUGAAUCAAAAGUUCUUUCCCAAGCUUGUCAUUAUGGGAAACCCCCUAAAGAAUGUUUUGUCUUAUUAUAUCACAACUGCAAAAAGGGCUGGUUUAACGGUUAUUUAGACAUCGCACCAGAUGAUAACCUCAUACCAGCAGCACAUGCCUGCAGGCGGUCGGAGGGUUGUACUGUCAAAUUUUACAGCCGUUACUUAAAUAAUGUAUAUAAGAAACAAAUUAGGCCCGUAUUACUUGAACGCUUCGAACACGUGCUGAAGAGCGUAAGAAAUAAUUAUUUAUGGCUUUGCCCAGGUGGCUUUCAAGCAAAGUUUGACGUUGAGCUGGGGCGUUGUUUUCCAUGUCCUAAAGGUCAUUUUAAACGAGGUAAUGGAACCAGUCAUUGUCAAAAAUGUCCAGUAGGUUUUUUCGCCCCAAUGAACGGAAUGGAUAAAUGCAAAAAAUGUCCAUCUAAGUCUUACACUAAACGGACAGGUUCAGUCAGCGUUCAAGAAUGUAAGCCUUCUACAAUUAUUAAACAAGUCGGGCUAAAGGGCAGUCAAUUUGGCAAAUGGUCUCCAAGAUCCGCUAACGGUUCAACGGGUAUCAAUUUCUUUAUGCCAAUAUUAAUUGGCCUUGUUGGGUUGUUUCUUGUUUUUUUAGCGGCUUUUACCUUACGAAAAAAGAGAAUUUGGUUGUUCAAGCGAAAACAGAAAUCCAAACAAUCCAAAGUCACGAAUAAUGUUGACGAAAAUUUAAAAAAUGUGCUUGAGGCAAGAGAAACGGAGAAUAAAAAGCAUAAGGAUGAUAACGGGGGGAGAGAAAAAGAGGAGGCAGAAGGGGAGAAUAAAGGAUAUGAUAAAACUUUUGGAUCUUUUGUUCAGACGAUAACAAAUGGCGAAAGAAGUCACACAAUGACAACAAACAAAACAGCAGACAAAGAAGAUGUCCAGAUGGAUAAGGUUAAACACUCUUCCACCACCACGGAAGUCGUGAAAACUGAGGUCGAGGGUGAGUUCGAGGAUGCUUUGGUCAACUCGAACGAGAAAUCUACCCUGAAAUUCAAUCGACCAGAAAAAGUCAGUGUUGAAUCAGUGAAAAUGACAGACUCUGACGAGAUUUCUAUUAUCAAUAGUGAGUUUUCCAAAGAAGCCAUACUAAAUAUAAUUGAUCCAGGGGAUGAAAAGGAUAAAUUAAUGGAUGAAUCAAACAAAGAGAGAUCUAAUUCUGUAGUUCAAACAAGCCGACUGGGAAAGGGUGAUGUGAUAAAGAGCCGUUAUAUCUCUACUACAAUUCCAUUUAAUAUUAAAGAAAAAAUAAAUGAAUUAUUCUCGUGGGAAAGUCAAAAUACUUUUAAAAAUAAUAGUAAAAUCAUAAAUGAUCAAUUUCGAACAAAUAGCUUAAACAAAGAAGAGAAUUUCAUUAUUAAUAGCUGCUGUUGUAGAACUUCGAACUUUUGCGAACCAUGUUCCAAUUGUUCAUACGUUGGUAAAUGCAAUUCAUUACAAAGUGGACAAAUGGUAGAGCCGAAGAAGACAAUUCCACAGACAAUGUAUUUAUGUAAAGAAGAACCAUUAAAAUUCGAUUGUGAUGAAGAUAUACCAUUAUUAAUGAAGUUAACUAAUUAUUAAUGUUGUUUAUAUACAGUAUAACUAUAAAUGAAUGUUUAUGGCUUUAAACUUAAUCUUGUAAAAUUUUUGUUGUUCUUUGUCCCCAUAUUUUAUUUUAUCUUAUACUCGUUUCUUUCCAAGUACAACGACUACUUGAGAAAUUAAAUUGACAAACGGGCUUUUCUAACCCAUAAAAUCCAUAAAUAUUCUUACAACAAUGAAAUCUUUUUCAAAGAGUUCUUUGCUUUAGGC
Molecule: messenger RNA, 3497 nt
Organism: Dimorphilus gyrociliatus
Lineage: Eukaryota; Metazoa; Annelida; Polychaeta; Dinophilidae
Source: the annotation of a GenBank genome assembly